AUGACAAGUGGCGAGGUUAGAAAAAUCUCCGUACAGGACAUUCAAAUGGUCCAAAUUCUUAUCGAAAGAUGCGUUCAGCUUUACAUGAGUGAGAGGGAGGUUGUGAAAAUGUUGUCACACCAGGCAAAGAUUGAACCUGGCUUCACCGAAAUUGUGCGGCGAAAACUCGAAUCGGAAAACCAGGGAUUUUUUCGGGCGUAUCAUCUGAGGCUGAUUGUGAAGGACCAGAUAUUAAGAUUUAAUCAGUUGCUCGAGAGACAGGUUGAGCUAAUGCGUCAAGUUGGUCAGACAGGAGUCACUUCUAUGUCUUUGUCGAAUGAAUCUCAGAUCACAGUGACCAUAUGCCACAUUAGGCUUUUAUGCAUACAUUUGUUUCUUUGGAUCAAAACAGUUCAACAGCCAGCUGGCCUCGCAACACCAACUUCAUAUUUGGCACAGAUAACAAUCUUAUACAACCUCGCAACACAAUUGAAGUUCCCAUUUCACCUUUCACUAGUGGUGAUCCAAACAAGCUCAUUUGGAUUUUUGGGACAGAUACCGUGCAACUUCAGUCUCUCAGAUUUGACAGCCGACUUUUCGAAUAGUACAGAUAUACUCGAGAGCUACUCUAGAUCGCCAUUUCUGGGCUCAGGAGCGAACUUCUUGGACAACAAGGAAGCUACAACUCGAUGGGCAGAUGCUAGGAGAUUGGACACCGUAUCGGAGGGGUUGAGUUACGAUGAUUUCGCCAGGAUUGAAUCUUUCGAAUGA
Messenger RNA from Salvia splendens (bonfire salvia), 750 nucleotides. RefSeq lists its product as uncharacterized. NCBI's taxonomy places the organism in Eukaryota, Viridiplantae, Streptophyta, Magnoliopsida, Lamiales, Lamiaceae. The transcript is spliced from 6 exons. The coding region runs from base 1 to 750 and encodes 249 amino acids. The record is from RefSeq and is a predicted model, not a curated record.